Molecule: messenger RNA, 2205 nt
Organism: Candidula unifasciata
Lineage: Eukaryota; Metazoa; Mollusca; Gastropoda; Stylommatophora; Geomitridae
Source: the annotation of a GenBank genome assembly
AUGAUAAGCUGCAGAUACAAGAUGAAGUUACUCUUAUAUUUAGCCAAUUUGCUCUUCAUAUACACGUCACAUCUCAGUUCAGGGGAGUCUAUCGUCUUGCCUGGCAUCAACCGCGACGUUUACGCCAGGCCCGGCGAUAUCAACAUUGGUUCUAUCAUGAUGCUGACCUCGGGAACCAGUGAGUUUGGCUGCUCCAAGACACCGUAUCCAAACUCCUGGAAUAUUGAGUACCCGGAAGCAGUUGCCUUUGUUGUGGACAAGAUUAAUAAAGAUGACAAGAUUCUUCCAAAUAUAACAUUAGGCUUUUUCCUAGUGGACGACUGCAGCGAUAGAAAGUACGCGUUGGCUCAAGCAAUGACCUUUUUACCUCGUGCUUCUGCGUCGUGUUCGAACGAAACGUGCAACAGGACAGAUGUUUCCUACUCUUUGUCGCCCAUGUUUCAUUCUGAGCCAAUUCGCCAGUAUGAAGUUAUGGGGCUUUUAGCUCCGUUUUUAAGUAUAUCGGCUGCUCCCAUUUCGUAUCUAAUGUCUAUAGCUAAGGUACCAAUUGUUGGCUACACCACGACCUCAGAUGAGCUGAGUGACCGUGAACUUCAUCCUUAUUACCUUAGAGUAGUGACCGCUGACAAAUAUCAAGCCAUUGCCAUGCUGAAGUUUAUAUCCUCGUUCGGGUGGACGUACAUUUCUGUUGUUUACUCUGCGGGAACCUACGGCGAGAGAGCUUUUGACACACUUAAAACAUACGCCCCUAAGUACAAUAUUUGCAUAGCUACUGCAAACAGAGUGGCUAACGAGGAUGACACAGAUCCAGUUGUGACAGACCUGCUACAGUAUCCGCGGGCCAGAGUUGUCAUUCUGUUUGCAGAUGAAAAGCCAGUGAGAAGUUUGUUUGGGUCAGUGUCUAGGAAGAAUGCCACAGGCAAGUUCAUCUGGGUUUGCUGUGAUUCCGUGACCACAGCCAGUGUUGAACGACUGCGAGAACACAGCAGCGACGUGGUCGGAGCGUUUCUCUUCAUGUACAACACGGUGAUAGUUCCAGAAUUCUACGAUUAUAUCCGAGGCCAGAACGUCUCCGCGUCGACCAACCCGUGGUUCAAACCAGCCUGGGAGAGCACAGCCAGCUGCUCGUUUGCUGCUAACACUUGCAAUCCUUCUGACGACAUCACCAAAAAAGUUAACUUUGGAAAAAUGUUGGGUCCAUCUUUGGCAAUGGAUGCCGUACUAACGUUUGCACAUGGUGCCCAUAAUUUGAUAUCUGACCGAUGUCCUAAAGCAAUAGGUACAUAUGCACGUAAUUGUGUGAAGCGGGAUUUGUUGCUGCAGUAUCUUACAAAUGUUUCUUUUCCAGGAUACACUGGAAUGAUCAAAUUCGAUUCAAGCAGUGGCUUCAAGGGGGUUUAUAUGAUAAAUCAAAUGAAGUAUAGCUGUAGAGGGAAUGGUAAAGGUGACAAUACCAGCAACACAUGUGAUCAAGACUUAGUUCAAAAAACAGUUGCUUACUAUAAUUCGUCAAAUGACUUUCUGAAGCUAACAAACGUCAGCAUAUCUUGGGACCACCUGCGGCAGGAAGAAUCAAUUGUUCCCAUUUGGCAAAGAUCGUUUAGUGCUGACGUGCCAGAAUCCGUGUGCAGUAGACCAUGUCGUAAUGAUGAGUAUAAAAUACAGAAGGAAUUAACAUGCUGCUGGGAUUGCCGAAAAUGUCGAGAGAAUGAAAGGCUUAAUCACGCUGCAGGUGAGUGCCAAGUAUGUGAGCUGUUCACUUGGCCAGACCCAGGUACAGGUUUCACGACAUGUGUACUGAUCCCACUUACCCACCCUCUGCCGUCGGAAACCUUACCAGUCAUACUGAUCAUGUUGUCAGUCAUCGCCAUGGGCGGCACAUCCUUUGUAAUAUGCUCCUACAUCUACUACAGCCAGACUCGAAUCAUCAAAGCGGCAAGCAGGGAGCUGAGCUUCCUACAGCUGGGCGGUGUCUUCGUUGGCUACGUGACUGUGAUCUGCUUCCAGACAACCCCUUCACCCAGCAUGUGCAGCGCCUUGUACUUCAUGUUCUGCCUGAGUUUCGCCUGGCUCUACUCGCCCUUGCUGGUCAAGACGAUCCGAAUUUACCGAAUUUUUCAAAGCGGGUCCAAAAACAACAAGAGGCCAAGGUUCAUCAGUCCUAGGUCACAGGUGCUCUUCUCAUUCUUGAUUAUAAUCUCUCAG